CGUAAUUAUAAAAUUAUAUAUUAAAACUACGUCAAGCCAUCCCAUCCAUAACUCAACCCAACUCCCCGCACUGCAUCAUCAUGUUGGAUUUAUACAGGCGCGCUGUGGGUCGCUUUCCACUUGGCAAUGUCAGCUACAUGUUCGCCUAUGGAUCGGGCGUUAAGCAGCAAAUAGGCUAUGAAAAAGUUCAACAGAAGCCGGAUUCAAAAAGUGUCAUCGACUUAGUAUUUUGCGUACGUGAUACUCGAGGCUUUCAUGCGGAGAAUAUACACCGGCAUUCCAGUCAUUAUUCAGCAUUGCGUUAUAUGGGGUCCAACCUUGUGGCACAGUAUCAGGAGCUACUCGGCGCCAGGGUUUAUUUCAAUACGCUGGUGCCACUUUAUGAUCUAGGUGUGACAAUCAAAUACGGCGUAGUACAUGAGGAUCAUUUAAUUGAUGAUCUACUCAAUUGGCGGCAUCUUUAUUUGGCUGGGCGCCUACAAAAACCGGUUACUGAUCUCGUAAAGCUAGACGCCGAUUCACGUCUUAAAACGGCUUUGGAAAGAAAUCUACGGUCAGCCUGUCAGACUGCGCUGCUGCUGCUGCCCGAGAAAUUUACCGCCUACGAGCUAUUUUAUGCCAUUGCCGGGCUAAGCUACAAGGGCGACUUUCGUAUGAUUUUUGGCGAGAAUAAGCAGAAGGUGCACAACAUAGUCCAGCCACAAGUCUCCGAGUUCUUCGCACUCUACCAACCCAUUAUGAAACAGUUGUCGCAGUACAUGGCCGUUGACUUGCAUGGCCAAGAGCCGCGAUCACUAAAGCCGGCCAUUGUUUUCGAGCAGGAUAAAUCUGGCGAAGCUACACGAUAUCAUCUGCGUCAUUUGCCUAAAGAGCUGUGCCACCGUCUCAAGCGCAAUGCUGCCUGCCGCGGAGAUUAUGCGGAUGUGGUAGAGUAUCUAGCCGUAGCACCAUUGCUCUCCAAGAUCGUCCAGGUCUCGGUGAAUGACAUCGUGUGGCGCAGUAGCAUUAAGCAAUCGCUGAAAAAUAUUGCCACAGCUGGGAUUAUCAAGUCACUCGUCUAUAGCUUUCGCAAGGCCCAGAAGACUUUCGCAGUUUAAAGUAUUUAUAUUAUCUGCUAUAAGUUAAUCUUUCGCUAAUCUUCCCUGCCAAUUAUUGACUAAGUUGCGCUAACUUGUGCUAACUUUUUGUUAAUUAAUUUUAAGUCCUAAAGUUGUUGUUGACAUCAAUAG
This is a messenger RNA of Drosophila hydei, 1229 nucleotides long. RefSeq names its product phosphatidate cytidylyltransferase, mitochondrial. The transcript has a single exon. Lineage: Eukaryota; Metazoa; Arthropoda; Insecta; Diptera; Drosophilidae. The record is from RefSeq and is a predicted model, not a curated record. The coding region runs from base 81 to 1097 and encodes 338 amino acids. Gene Ontology annotation, molecular function: phosphatidate cytidylyltransferase activity. Gene Ontology annotation, biological process: cardiolipin biosynthetic process; CDP-diacylglycerol biosynthetic process. Gene Ontology annotation, cellular component: mitochondrion.